Messenger RNA from Jatropha curcas, 2538 nucleotides. Its product is annotated as MICOS complex subunit. The record is from RefSeq and is a predicted model, not a curated record. NCBI's taxonomy places the organism in Eukaryota, Viridiplantae, Streptophyta, Magnoliopsida, Malpighiales, Euphorbiaceae. Gene Ontology annotation, cellular component: MICOS complex. Gene Ontology annotation, biological process: cristae formation.
UCUGAAUUUUCAGUCCCCUGAUGGCUGAAUGGCUGAUACAUAAUUCGAGCGAGGUAAAAUUCCGAAGACUCCCUUUGUCGCGGCAGCUGCCGGAACGCGAUCGUCUCGCUGCUAAAGCUCUCUCUAUACGCAAUAAAAGAUCAGUAGUUUCAUUUAUUUCAAUGCCAACAGCCUAACACCAAACCAAAUUUCCCAAUUCUUCCUUCAAAUCAGUUACAAUAUCACGUCUUUCUCUUUGUCAUUUUAUCGAACACUUACACUCUUUUCUUUUGAAAAAUAAACUCCAGAAACAAUGUUUCGAAGGUCGAUUUUGGGACUUUCGUCUCGUCAAUCAGGGAGGAGGAUCCUGGUUACAUCUUCUCAGACAAUACCAUCAUAUCUUUUUCUGAGGAAGGAAUUUUCAAGCUCACCCCAGAACCCAAAUGUUGGUUUGAGUGGCAAAAAACCUGAAUCAAAGAGUAGCUUACCUAAAUUUGUUCUGGGGACCGCUGUAGUUGCCGGUGCUGCUCUGUUCACAUAUCAAUCAGGUUACUUAGACAAAUAUCUAGACAAAUAUUUGGGCAAAGAGCAGCAAAACUCGGGUAAGAUUGGCAUUGAUCAUAAAGAUGUCAAGGAAACUCAGCAUUUGGAAGAGCAAGUGCCGGUUGCCGUUAAUGUAGAGCCUGGCAAAUUUAGUGAUGAAGUGGAGCAGAAUUCACAACAGGUUGAAAGUCAGAUAGAUCUUCCACAAGUUGAAGCUCAACAGAAAACUGAAACUCAUAUAGAUUUUCCUCAGGUAGAAACUAAGCAGAAGCCUGAAACUCACGGAAGUCUUCCUCAUGUUCAAGCCGAUGAUAGGGUUGAAGCACAUGCAGAUGUUCAUCGUCAAGAAGCCUUAAGCGAAACACAAGGUCAAAAGCAUCCCUACACUGAAGAGAAAUCUGCAAAAGAAGAUGCUUUAAUUGCUGUUCAAGAGAAACAAGAACCGGAAUUUUCUCAAAGUUCCAAUACCGAAUAUAGUGUUGUUGUGGAGAACUCAGAAUCAAAAUCUACUAGUGAAACAACUGAGGGAGUCCGAGCUACACAAGUACAAACUCAGCUCAGGGUGGCUCCUGAAGAGAAUCAAAUGAAAACAGUGCCAUCUCACACUCUUGCUACAGAAGACAGAUUGGAGGCUUCACUGGGCAAAGGGUCAGAAGUAGCUAAUUUACUUGACACAUACCAUCUCAAGGAUAGGGCUGAAGGAAGCACCAUAAAUGAGGCCUCAGGAGAAGAGGCUCUUGUUAGUGCCAUGGAGGAAUUGAAUGAUAGUUUUAUAACAAAGGAUGGAAAGUUGAUUAUGAGUUUUCUGCAAGCAAUUCAUGCAGCUGAAAAGAGGCAAGCUGAGAUAGAUGCCCGUGCCUUUGCUGAGGAGAAAAGGGCAAUGAAGGAGAAGUUUGAAAAGGAAUUGAGAGAUUUAAGAGCUAGGGAACUUAUGUGCGCAGAAGAGGCAGCACUACUUGAUAAGGAACUAAAAAGAGAGAAAGCAAAAGCAGCAGCUGCUAUUAGAGCAGUUCAAGAAAAGAUGGAAGAAAAACUCAGGAUGGAACUUGAACAAAAGGAAAAUGAAGCAAAAAUGAAUUUGAAAAAGUUUCAGGACCUGGCAAAAGCAGAAUUGGCUGCAGCAAUUGCAAAUGAGAAGGCAGCACAACUUGAAAAAAUUGUUGAAGCAGAUCUCCAUAUAAAUGCCUUGUGUAUGGCAUUCUAUGCACGGUCUGAAGAGGCUCGUCAAAUUCAUUCUGUUCACAAGCUUGCUUUGGGAGCACUUGCAUUAGAAGAUGCACUUUCCAAAGGACUUCCAAUUCAACAAGAGAUUGUUGCUCUAAACACCUAUCUAGAAGGCGUUGACAAGGACUCUCUUGUACACUUAGUUAUAUCAACCCUCCCUGAAGAAACUCGGUAUCAGGGUACAGAUACUUUGUUACAACUGAAUCAGAAGUUCAAUGCCUUGAAAGGCACACUGCGGCACUACAUUCUGAUCCCACCCGGUGGUGGUGGUGGUGGUCUGUUGGCACAUGCUAUGGCUCAAAUUGCAUCCUGGUUGAGGUUUAAGGAAGUUGACCCUUCUGGUGAUGGGAUUGAAUCUAUUAUUAGUAGAGUUGAGAUUUUCCUAGCUGAGGGCAAGCUUGCUGAAGCUGCUGAUGCUCUUCAAGAAGGAGUGAGAGGCAGCCAAGCAGAGGUGAUGGCAGAUGAUUGGGUGAGACGGGCAAGGAAUAGAGCUAUUACAGAGCAAGCCCUAACUGUAUUGCAGUCUUAUGCUGCUUGCAUCAGCCUUACUCAAUGAUGAUAUUCUAGCAUAUCAUUAAUUUUAGACUUAAUAUCACUAUAACGGAUUUAGCUUUCAAUCUUGCGGUACUGUUCAUUUUCGAUGAUUACCCACACAGGAAGAACGACAAGGAGUUUCUUGUCAAUCCAGAGUUUUUGUAAUGGUUUUGACACCAAAAUUUGUGUAGAUCGUCCACACUUACCAUGAAUAAAAUUUUGUUUCUUCCAGAUAAAUUUAACCAAUUCCUCUUUUUA